UUGUUUUCCUAUAAAGAGACAGAAGUAAAAUUGAUGAGAAAGUCCAAUAUUAAUGAAUCUCCUCUAUAGUACUAGUCCUGCAUACACUUCAACAAUACUCUCAGAUAUAUAUAUAUAUUCUUUUCACAUGAUUUGAUUCCGUUUUUCCUCACAAAACUUCCACUCCGCGCACAACAGCACCCGAGCGGCCGUCUGCCACCUCUAACAUGGCGUCACAAGUCGGCCGUUUAGUCCGGCGGGCAGAGCAUGCGCACUCGGCAGGGCCGGGGCUGGAAUACAAGAUGGCGGCCCCGGCGGGGAGGGAGAGGCGGAGGCGGGAUAACAGUGAACGGACAGGAGUCAGUGACGGAGAUUGCCUCGGCCCCAGUUUGGUCACACAAAAUGGCCCGGGAUAACCAUGGAAGUCCUCAAGAGGAUGCCGCCUUGAUCAGCCUGUCCCCUAGUACAUCAAGCUCACCUCAGCCUCAGUCCGUCUUCUCUGACUUGCCAGAUGAGCUGCUGCAGGCUGGAUGGGAGAAGUGCUGGAGUAAGAGGGAGAAUCGACCAUAUUAUUUUAACCGUUUCACCAAUCAGUCCCUGUGGGAGAUGCCUGUGCUGGGCCAGCAUAACGUCAUUUCGGAUCCUCUUGGCCUUAAUGCAGCACCGGUGCCUGCAGAAGGAGGAAUGCCCUUGCCCACAACACCCAAGGAGACAAAACCAGCAAAGAGAAGAUUGUCUGAGGAGUUGCCAACUACUGAUGUCCCAAAAAAGCCGAAAAUUGAGUCUACUCCUACAACCACACCAGCUGCUGUGCCAUGUUCGCCAGCUGUCCCUGGGGUAUCUUUGGAAGAAAAGCAAUUUGCAAACCUGAUAAAAGCUACGGAUGUUUUUUGGGAUUUGGACAUACAGAGUAAUGUAGUGGUCAAGCCACCUUCAGCUUCACACCUUCUGCCACCUCCAUCAGAGUCGCUACCACCACAUCCUGAAGUGGAACUGCUCCGUUCACAACUUAUCCUUAAACUACGGCAACAUUAUCGGGAGCUUUGUCAGCAGAGAGAGGGCAUUGAACCACCGCGGGAGUCAUUUAACCGUUGGCUGUUGGAGAGGAAGGUCCUAGAUCGUGGACCAGACCCCCUUCUCCCAAGCGACUGUGAUCCAGCAGUGUCUCCAUCCAUGUUCAGAGAGAUUAUGAAUGAUGUUCCAAUAAGGUUAUCACGUAUCAAACAUCGAGAGGAAGCAAAACGAUUGCUAUUUAAAUAUGCAGAGGCCGCCAAGCGACUUAUUGAAUCCAGGAGAGCCUCCCCAGAUAUCAGGAAAGUGGUAAAAUGGAACGUGGAGGACACAUUUAGCUGGCUGAGAAGAGACCACUUGGCGACUAAGGAGGAUUACAUGGAUCGUUUGGAGCACCUACGUAGACAGUGUGGUCCUCAUAUGACGGCGGUGGCACGUGAUUCAGUAGAAGGCAUAUGUAGCAAGAUCUACCACUUCUCCCAAGAUUAUGUAAAGAGGAUCCGGGAGAAGCAUUUGGCCCUACUACGUGAUGCUAAUAUACCAGAGUCCGCUCCAGUUGCACCAUCUCCAGAUAAGAGAGUGUUCUGCCACCCGGUAAGGCUAACAACGCCAGCACUGCCUGUCCAGGGAGGAGUGGAUGCCCAACAAGAUGGCAGCUUGGUGUGUGUACGUUACAAAGGGGAGUCUGUAAGAAUCAACCAGAGCUACUUCAGCAAAUUGUUUCAGCUUUAUCGUCUCAGUUGCACUGAAGAUCCAGGAUCGGAAAAGUUCUUGCCUCGUGUGUGGUGUCUUUUGCGGAGAUAUCAGGUGAUGUUCGGAACAGCACAGUAUGAAGGCUCAGGACUGCAGGGGGCGCUCCCAGUCCAUGUGUUUCAAGCUUUGCACAGGAUUUUUGGUGUUACUUCUGAGUGCUUUGCUUCUCCCUUGAACUGUUAUUUCAAGCAAUACUGCUCUGCAUUCCCAGACACAGAUGGAUAUUUUGGCUCCAGGGGGCCAUGUCUCAGCUUUUUUCCAGUCAGUGGCUCAUUUGAGGCUAACCCGCCAUUCAGUGAGGAACUGAUGGAUGCCAUGGUCACACAUUUUGAGAAUCUUCUGGAGAGUUCAGAUCAGCCUCUGUCCUUCAUUGUGUUCAUCCCAGAGUGGAGAGAUCCACCAACACCAGCCCUCACACGUAUGGAGGAAAGUCGCUUCAAGCGCCACCAGUUGAUUCUCUCAGCCUAUCAGCAUGAAUAUAGAAGUGGCUCUCAACAUAUGUGUAAGAGAGAUGAACUGUAUUACAAGGCUGUGCACAAUACUGCCGUACUGUUUUUGCAAAACGAAGCCGGCUUCCAGAAGUGGACCCCUACCCCAGAGCGUGUUCAGGAGCUGUGUACAGCAUAUAAACACUCGGGAAGGUUUUCCAAUUCCUCCUCUGGGUCCUCUGAGAAAGAGUCUACAAGGGAGGAGGGCACUAGCAAGGACAGUGUGAAUAAUUAGAAGCCUAGAUGGAAAACUGACAUUCCCAUUUCUGUGGGCAAUAUAUGCCCUAGUCAUUAGGGCAGAGAGUAACUCUCCUUUCACUAGGACGUAAUUCUGGUCUCCCCUAGUCUUUGUACUGUAAAGCUGACUAUGAGAAUCCACCAGUUACAGUGGUCAUGGCGUUGGACUUUUUGUACCCCUGAUUGAUAUUAGGUAGAGGAUGAUACAUGCCUAUGAAUUCUUUAUCUGUAAGAUAUGUGGUCAUUAGUCCUCUGCCAUGUGGAAGUAUGGGGAGGCCACAUAGUUCUGUGUGAAGAGAGGAUAGAACUCCGAUGUGUGAAGUUGUGUGUGUGCUGCGCUGCUCGUGAGUAUGACUUUGCCUCCUAUCUAAGGGCAUGUAUGCAGCUUUCCCAUGUAUAUAGCUCUAUGUAUCUGCAAAGUGCAGUAUCUUUGGUGUUAGGGAUUUGCAUGUUUUACUCUCCACUUCCAUUUUGUGUGUAUGUGCUUUUUUUCCCCCGGUAUUGUGAUUGGUGCACGUUGGUUAUGUGCUAAAUAUUCCUUGUAAUUAAUUUAAUGUCUAACCAUUUUAUUACUUUUAUCGAACAGUAAAAGGUCUAUUUUUGAUUACA
Messenger RNA from Bufo gargarizans (Asiatic toad), 3077 nucleotides. RefSeq names its product phosphorylated CTD interacting factor 1 (gene PCIF1). The coding region runs from base 247 to 2466 and encodes 739 amino acids. The transcript has 16 exons. Lineage: Eukaryota; Metazoa; Chordata; Amphibia; Anura; Bufonidae. The record is from RefSeq and is a predicted model, not a curated record. Gene Ontology annotation, cellular component: nucleus. Gene Ontology annotation, molecular function: RNA polymerase II C-terminal domain binding; mRNA (2'-O-methyladenosine-N6-)-methyltransferase activity.